Telopea speciosissima is the source of this 1923-nucleotide messenger RNA. Its product is annotated as probable pectate lyase 5. Bases 1 to 1923 code for a protein of 640 amino acids. Gene Ontology annotation, molecular function: pectate lyase activity. The record is from RefSeq and is a predicted model, not a curated record. The transcript has 4 exons. NCBI's taxonomy places the organism in Eukaryota, Viridiplantae, Streptophyta, Magnoliopsida, Proteales, Proteaceae.
AUGCUCUACAUUCUCUUCAUUUUCCUCUUAAGCUUUCUUUCUUCUCUUACAAAUGCAACCCUUAACCUUACUCUUCUUCCUCAUGAGCACCCAGACCCUGAAGCAAUUGUUCAAGAGGUGCAAUGGAAGGUUAAGGAGUACCUCUCAAGAAAGCAGCUUAUGAGUAUCCAUGAGAAGGAUCAGACAAUUGUUUGUCCCACCGGAAACCCCGUCGACGACUGCUGGCGGUGUGAUCCAAAUUGGGCAUCUAAUCGGCAGCAUUUGGCCGAUUGUGGCAUUGGUUUUGGCCGUGAUGCACUGGGCGGCAAGGGUGGCGCAACCUACAUUGUUACCGACUCUUCUGAUGCUUUGAAGCCAGGCACGUUCCGGUAUGGUGUGUCUUUAAAUCAGCCCCUUUGGAUCAUCUUCUCCGGCGAUAUGACUAUAAAGCUUAAAGAUAAGCUCUUGAUGAGUAGCUUCAUGACCGUGGAUGGCCGUGGUGCUAAUGUUCAUAUCGUCGGCGCUGGGUGUCUCAUCAUAGAACAAGUUAGAAAUGUGAUUAUCCAUAACAUCCACAUCCAUGACUGUGUUCCGGCGAAAUCGGACGGUGAUGGGAUCACCAUUAAAGAAUCAAGUAGGAUUUGGGUCGACCAUUGCACCCUCUCCAGUUGUACUGAUGGUCUCAUCGACGUUACCCACGGCUCUACUGGCAUCACUAUAUCAAAUAACCAUUUCUCCCAUCAUGAUAAGGUGAUGCUUCUGGGACACAGUGAUGACUUUGUUGCGGACUCAGGGAUGCAAGUGACAGUGGCAUUGAACCAUUUUGGUGAGGGGUUAGAGCAGAGGAUGCCGAGGUGCAGGCAUGGUUACUUCCAUGUUGUCAAUAACGAUUACACUGAAUGGGGAAUGUAUGCCGUCGGCGGGAGCACAAACCCAACGAUAAACAGUCAGGGGAACCGGUACAUAGCACCGGCGAACCCGAAUGCAAAAGAGGUGACAAGAAGAUUGGACACAGUGGGGAAGAGUGAGUGGCUGAAGUGGGAUUGGAGGUCUGAGGGGGACAUGUUGGUUAAUGGGGCUUUCUUUGUGCCUUCAGGGGAUGGAGCUGGGGUUAAGUAUGCAUUAGCAUCUAGUACUGAACCCAAGUCUCCUAUGAUGAUUGACCAGUUGACCAUGAAUGCCGGCGUAAUAUCGGGUCCCACUGUUCCAACUCCUAUUGGUGGCAGUAGACCUGUGUCUGAUCCGGGUACCGGUACUGGUACUGGUACUGGUGUAGGAGCAUCUACGGGUUUGGACACGGGCUCGGGUACGGGUUGGGGACCAUUUGUUGGUGGAGGAACGGGUAGUCUUUUCUCCACUGUUCCUAUCCUAUCUAGGGACAAUUAUAAGAAAUGGAAAGAGGACAUGGAUGUGACACUUUGUUUGAUGGAGUUGGGCUUAGCUUUUAAAGAGCCUAAGCCCAUAGUUACUGCCUCCAACACCACAGAUGAGAAACAAAAGUUGAAAAAAUGGGAAACAACUCACAAGAAGUGCAUCACUCCGAUGAAAAAAUCUAUCCUUGAGACUAUGAAGGAUAGUAUGGAAAAGAUGGACACUGCCACAGAAUAUCUUGCGGCCAUUAAGGAAGUUUUUGAGGAUUGCAAAGCUGAAGCAAGAUUAUAUAACCCACAUGAGAGGGUAUUGGACUCCAGAACAGUUAGCUGCUUCUUUAUGGGAUAUCCUGAGAGGUCCAAGGGUUACAGAUUCUACUGCCUUAGUUCAAUAAACAAAAUUGUUGAAACCAAUCAUGCCAAGUUUAUUGAGAAUGGUGAUGAGCUUCCUAAGCCUUGCAAUCUGGAUUUUGAUGAAGACCGCACAGUUACUUUUGAUGUAGUUCCUAGUACCAUCCUUCAGCUAUCUACUACUACUGUUGAUGAGGUUGCAUUCGACCUGUUGAGGAGGUGA